ACGCGUUGUGCAGACUGCAUGUUUCACCCAUCUAGUUAUUUGCACGAUUUUAUCUUCAAAUUCGGAAGUUAGAUGUCACUACUAUUACUGCGAUCUCCGGGUUGUGGCAUUACAUGUAUGGAACUUCUAUCGUAACUCGUGUUUAUGCACGAUAUGACUCGUACAGUCGUUGACCGAUAUCGACCGCGUAAGAGUGACCCCCGAAUGACCUAACAUUUUCUCACCGUGAUAUCGUCUGCAUACUCGCCAUACGAUGCCAUUUGCUGGUGCUGACAUAUAGCUACAAAAUGAGUAAAUUAGAUGUUUUAUAUCGAAGUUUAGUUCUGUCCAAGUUUUUCACCCGUGGUUGGGGCAAGCCAGAGAGUCUGAAACGAAUAUUUGAGUUUCAGAAAGUUGUUGGCAGUAGAGAAACUUGUCAGCAUCUUGUUGACAAAGACUAUCCUAUCUAUGUUGAUAAGGAUGAAACUCGUGGUGAAUGCCGAAUAGUUGAGGGACAUUUUCUCUCACCAUUACAAGUACAUCUACCUGGCAUCAUGCCAAAAGAAGGUGAAAUUGCAAAAUUUCAGUUCAUUUUACCAAAGACAUGGAAAACUAGGCAUAAACCCGUGUGCAUUCACCUCGCUGGCACUGGUGAUCAUUACUUUUGGAGAAGAAGAACCAUGAUGGCUAGACCGUUAUUGAAAGAGUAUGGAAUUGCUUCACUUCUAUUGGAAAAUCCUUACUAUGGUACUAGGAAACCAAAAGACCAACUUCGUUCGAGUUUACACAAUGUCAGUGACCUGUUUGUAAUGGGCGGUGCUUUAAUAUUAGAAUCGUUAGCUCUUCUUCAUUGGUGUGAACGUCAAGGAUUCGGACCUCUUGGUUUGACUGGUAUUUCUAUGGGAGGUCAUAUGGCGAGUUUAGCGGCAACCAAUUGGAAUAAGCCCAUAACUUUGAUACCAUGCCUGUCUGGAACCACUGCCACUCCCGUGUUCACAAGGGGUGUCUUAUCAAAUGCUAUUCCAUGGAAACUGUUACAAACACAGUACGAAUGCGAUAAUGUAUAUAGUGAAGAGAUCACUAAACUAAUACAUAUGCCAGGGAGUGACUCCUUUGAACUUGGUCAAAAGUUUGUUAGAAAUUAUCCAGAAACUGUGAAACAUUUCAGAACCUUUAUAAAGGACAAAACAACAAUGAAAAUUAGGAAUAAGGAAAGCAGUACAGAUCAGGGCAUUUCAGUAGGAAAACUAGAAAUUGAACAGUCAAUUGAAAAACACCCAGAGAUGUUUGACAUAACCACCCUUGUGGAGUCUAAAAGAUGUGCAAAGGAAAUGGCCAUGGCUGGCGGUGUGGUUCAUGACGCCCACAUGACAGACACCAAACAUGUUCGGUAUGAUAAUGCUGGAGCCAAUGGGGAUAAUUCUGAUCUCAGUGAUCAAGAGACUGUUAAGAACAGAGCAAAAAAAAUCUCAGAAACAGUAGAACUAAAACCCAAACUGAAAAAGGGAAAGGAAAUAAACACAGGAUGUAGCAGCCUUGAAAGAAGGUACAAGUACCUCAACGAGCAGACUACACAUUUUAUGAGAGGUGUGAUGGAGGAGGCUACUUCUCUUACUAACUUUUCAUUGCCAUUGGAUCCAAGUCUUGUUAUUUUUGUUUCUGCUACUCAAGAUGCGUAUCUUGUACCUGAACAUGCUCCAAGACCGCAAGACAUCUGGCCUGGUAGUCAGGUUCGCUAUCUGAAAUGUGGACAUAUACAUGCAGCGCUCUUGAAGACGCAUGAAUUCAGGAAAGCCAUUAAUGAUGGGUUUAGUAUGUUGAUAAACAAAUACUAUUAAUAUGAUGCAGAUUCGCAAAUACAAAGAAUAUCAGGAUGGUAAACUCAGGACACUUGCACACUGACAAGGCUGGAUUAUAAUGUGUAAAUGAUAAAUACAUCAAUCUUCACAAGUUCAGUAUUUUGAAAGGAGCUAGCACAUAUCUACAUUGCUAUUUGUAUUGCCUUAUAAGGGUAUAACCUUGAAUAUAAGGACCCCAAGAAAACCAUCUUGAAGUAUGUAAUCAACUUGUGUCUACCUACUACAAACCACAUAUCACAUUGGACAUGUUACAAGCUGAACUGCCAUUCUUCUUAUUGAACUGUCUGUGAAUAGCCGCCUUUAUGAUACACUGGAAUAUUAGCAUUAUUAUUUGGUGUGUACAUUUCCAAUUUGGGAUCUAUCGAUGCAUAAAAUUCUUUGGUAAUGAACAACAUGUUGUCUUUGGCACUGGUGGUAGGUAGCAUGUAACUUAGAUCACAGCUAAGUAAUAGGGAUUGGAAAAUCUGAAAUUAACCAGCUCACCACAAGUCUUUCUUGUCCAAAUUUUCGCACUUUUUUCUUUAUAUUCUUCAAUAUUUCUGGAAAUGAACCCUAAUUUUUAGAGCCAACAAACCAACAUUUUAUUCAAUUUUCAGUUUUUACUCCAAUAAUUUGGCAAUUUUUUGUCGCAAUCUUCUGAAGGAAAGGGCAGACUAUAAACAGAACUAUUUUAUGAAUUUGCGAUGAAAAGAGGGACCUGGUAGUGAAAAUGUUAAAUUGCACUUUAGAAUAAGAUCGAUUCAAUAUCCCUUACAUGUUCUUGCUGUUAUACUUAUUGAGAUUAUUUAACAUAAUUUGAUUAUUUGAAUAACUGGUAUAUAGAGAACGUGGUAUUUUUCAGACAUCUAACAAUGUAAUUUCCCAACUAUACUUUUAAUUGAUGUGAUUACGGUAGUUCUACUUGGCAAUUUUUGAAAUCUACUAUUUUAUCCAGUAAAAUUACUGGUAGUGCACAAUGUUUUUUUCCUUUCUAGUUCACUUUCCAUGUAACAGGAUUAUUAGAUGACCUUUUCUUGUAUUUGGUUUUCACAGCUGACUGUUGUCUACUUAGAUUGGCAAUAUAAUAUGGAUAAGU
This is a messenger RNA of Saccoglossus kowalevskii, 2913 nucleotides long. RefSeq names its product cardiolipin-specific deacylase, mitochondrial-like. The record is from RefSeq and is a predicted model, not a curated record. Lineage: Eukaryota; Metazoa; Hemichordata; Enteropneusta; Harrimaniidae.